Molecule: messenger RNA, 1411 nt
Organism: Arabidopsis arenosa
Lineage: Eukaryota; Viridiplantae; Streptophyta; Magnoliopsida; Brassicales; Brassicaceae
Source: the annotation of a GenBank genome assembly
CCAUCUAAAACUUCUUGUCUUUUUUUUCUUUGAAGUCUUUCUCUUGUCAAGCUUCAUUCGUAGAGAUUAGGAAGGAACAAUGUCUGGACUUAAGACCUGGCAAGCCAUCGUUAUCGCCAUUGCGCUGUUCAUCAUUGUCAUACUCUCUGUUCUUUCAUUUUGUCUCAUUUGGAAAAAGAAAUCAAGAAAAUCCAAAACCUUAAGUCUUCCCAUCAUCCAAACCCCUGUGGUGUCAAAGGAGAUCAAGGAAGUCAGAAUCGAGCAUGUCUCAACGAGUAGUAACUUCGACCCUCAGGACGAAAACAACAAUGAAUCUGACAAAUUCUUGCUUAAUUUGGAUAUGGAGAAGAAGACAGAGAAUGGUUUGAGUAGUAGCCGGUCUGGUUCAGGCAAAGAAGGUUAUCUAUGUGUUGCAAACCGGUCUUCUUCAUCAUUGUAUGAGAUGGCUACACCAUCACCAUCACCUCUUUCCGGUUUACCUGAGUCACACCUUGGAUGGGGUCAUUGGUUUACUCUGAGAGAUCUUGAAAUAGCAACAAACAGAUUCUCAAAGGAAAAUGUGAUUGGUGAAGGAGGAUAUGGAAUUGUAUACCGAGGAGAGUUGGUCAAUGGGUCUCAUGUCGCCGUGAAAAAGAUCCUUAACCACUUGGGACAAGCUGAGAAAGAGUUUAGAGUAGAGGUUGAUGCUAUCGGUCAUGUGCGUCACAAGAACUUGGUACGUCUACUAGGAUACUGCAUUGAAGGCACAAACAGGAUAUUGGUUUAUGAGUAUAUGAACAAUGGGAACCUCGAAGAAUGGCUUCACGGAGCAAUGAAACAUCACGGAUAUCUAACUUGGGAAGCUCGAAUGAAAGUUCUCACUGGCACAUCCAAGGCCUUUGGUGUCUUGGUCUUAGAAGCAAUAACCGGAAGAGAUCCUGUGGAUUACGCCCGUCCUGCUAAUGAGGUGAAUCUAGUUGAGUGGUUGAAGAUGAUGGUAGGAUCUAAGAGAUUAGAAGAAGUCAUUGAUCCAAACAUAGCGGUUAGGCCAGCGACUAGAGCACUGAAACGAGUACUUCUUACAGCACUUAGAUGCAUUGAUCCUGAUUCUGAAAAGAGACCUAAAAUGAGCCAAGUUGUGCGUAUGCUCGAGUCUGAGGAAUAUCCCAUACCAAGAGAGGAGCGGAGAGUGCGCAGAACGCAAGAGGAAAACUCGGAUACCGAUAGAAGCACACCGGUUUCAAGAUCACAGAGCAAGAGACUGUAAUAAUCAGAUAAACCAUUAGAAACAGAGAUCUUUGCUGGGCGUGCGGCUUAUUCUCUGUUCUUUGAAAGUUUGUUGCUUCUUCUGCAUUUUCUUGUUCUUGUUUUUGGGAAUAUUUUUCUUUCAUUUUUCCUGGUUUUUGCAUAUGAAUGAACAGAUGAUAGAGAG